Messenger RNA from Danaus chrysippus (African queen), 1014 nucleotides. NCBI's taxonomy places the organism in Eukaryota, Metazoa, Arthropoda, Insecta, Lepidoptera, Nymphalidae. The record is from the annotation of a GenBank genome assembly.
AUGAAUAAUAACCUGCGGGAUGAUAGUAUUGCUGCGGCCUUAUUGGAAGAAAAUGAAUCUUUGUCGGAUGAUGAAAUCUUUCUGCCUUCUAGUGAUGACGAAUCGGAUCAUAUCAGCGAAGCUUCUGAAGUUCCAAGUGAUACGGACGUGGAAGAUGCCGAAAUAAACAUUGAACCACAUUCAGAUGAUACGACAUCAACACUUCAACCAUUUUAUCUAGGAAAAGAUGGAAGAACAAAGUGGUAUAAAUCGCCACCGCGAACCAAUGUUCGAACAAGGGCCGAAAAUCUUAUUACUCAUUUGCCUGGAUGUAAAUAUGCAGCUCGACAUAAAAAAACUCACCAAGAAUGCUUCGAGACCUUUUUCACUGAUGAAAUCGUUGACAUUGUUUUGAAGAAUACGAACCAGAAGAUUUCUUUGAGAAUGGAGAACUCUACGUCUAAUUCAACAUACGGGGAAACUGACAAAGCUGAGAUAAAAGCCGUUUUUGGGCUGUUGUUCUUGGCAGGGUUGUUUAGAUCUGGUCGGCAAAGUCUUAUAGACUUAUGGAGUAAUGACGGCACAGGAAUUGAAGUAUUUAGAAAUACUAUGACGAGGCAAAGAUUUUCGUUUUUGAUAAAUAGCUUGAGAUUUGAUGAUUCAUCAACUCGUACAGCUAGAGUGGCUGACGAUCGCUUGGCUCCAAUUCGAGAUAUUUUUGAAAUAUUCGUCAAAAACUGUCAGAAUGCCUAUACACCGUAUGAAUACUUGACCAUAGAUGAAGAACUCGUGGCAUUUAGAGGAAGAUGUAGCUUUCGUCAGUACAUACCAUCCAAGCCAGCUAAGUAUGGGUUGAAAAUUUACGCGUUAGUGGAUGCUAAAACAUUUUACACAAUGAACUUGGAAAUUUAUUGUGGAAAACAGCCUGACAACAGUCCUUAUACAGUGAGUAAUAAGCCUUUUGAUGUUGUCGAUCGUUUGGUGAGAUGCGUGUCUGGAUCAGGAAGAAACAUCACCAUGGAUAACUUUUUAUGA